UGGAAGACCAAUAAGCAUUUCUAGUCAACUUACUUUUGCUAAACAUAAUAUCAUCUCCACACUAACUUCUACCACUUCCUUACCCUUUUAUGUUUGUGAGAGAUCUCAGUUUGAGUGCACUUCCUUACCUUUCAUACUUUCUUCAUCUUGUGAACAUGGCUGCUGAACUUGUUGGAGGAGCUUUCCUCUCUUCUUUUCUCAAUGUUCUUUUCGACAGGCUCUCCGAUCCUCAGAUUAUCAACUUGAUCCGAGGGAAGAAGCUUAGUGAGAAGAUGAUCCAGAGGUUCAAGGCAAUCCUGAAUGGGGCUGAGGCCUUGCUGAAUGAUGCUGAGCGCAGACAAAUCAGAGAGGGGCCAGUGAAGAUCUGGCUGGACGAUCUCAAAGAUGCUAUCUAUGAGGCUGACGACUUCUUGGAUGAAAUCGCCACCAAAGCUGCAACUAAGAAGGAUCAAGGUAACUUCCUAACUCGCUUUAAGAAAGAUAGAGAGAAGGUUACCAGGAUGGAAGAUGUCAUUGCUAGGCUAGAGUCCAUAGUGAAUCAAAAAGAUACUCUUGGCCUGAAAGAGAUACCAAUGGAGAACAUGUCAUGGAGAACUCCAUCCACGUCUCUAGUUAAGGUGUCUGACAUAUAUGGCAGGGAUGAAGAUAAGAAAGCCUUAGUCAAAUUGUUGUUAGAUGAUGCUAAUGAUGGUGACGUGUCCGUGAUCCCCAUCGUUGGCAUGGGUGGGAUAGGAAAAACAACUUUGGCUCAAUUGGUUUACAAUGAUGAGCAAGUGCAGCAAAAGUUUAAUGUUAAAGCAUGGGUUUGUGUUGGUGAAGUAUUUGAUGUUCUUAAGGUGACAAAGACUGUAGUGGAGAAAGCAACCUGUGCUUCUUGCAACAUGAAUGAUUUAGAUUCAGUUCAACAACGUUUGAGGACUGAGGUAACAGGGAAGAGGUUUUUGGUUGUUCUGGAUGACAUGUGGACCAAUCAUUAUGAUGAUUGGAAAACUUUUCUAAUUCCCUUCCAAUGUGGAAGUCAGGGAGGAAAGAUUCUUGUAACAACCCGCAUUGAUACUGUUGCUUCUAUGGUGAAAACUAUUCCAGCUCACAAUUUGAGUUUGUUGGAUGUUGAACAAUGUUGGUCAGUGUUUGCAAAUCAUGCAUUUUUUGCUACUGAAUCCCGAGAUCGUUUGGCUUUGGAAAAAGUUGGUAGAAAAAUUGUUGACAAGUGCAAAGGACUGCCUUUGGCUGCUCAAUCACUUGGGGGCUUGCUAAGAACCAAGGAUAACAUAGCUGACUGGAAAGAUGUUUUGACGAGUGAGAUUUGGGAGUUUCCUGAAGAUGAGUGUAGGAUUCUUCCUGCAUUAAGAAUCAGCUAUCACUACCUCCCCUCAUAUUUAAAACGUUGCUUUGUUUAUUGUUCUUUAUAUCCAAAGGAUUACGCAUUUAACAAAGAUGAAUUAGUGUUAUUAUGGAUGGCAGAAGAUCUUUUGCAACAACCAAAGAGUGGAAGCAUUUUAGAAGAAGUUGGUUAUAAAUACUUCAAUGAUUUAGCUGCACGAUCAUUCUUUCAACCUUCAAAGGAUGGUUAUGAAGAUUCAUUUGUGAUGCACGAUCUCAUGCAUGAUCUAGCGACAUUUUAUGGUGAAAAGUUCUUUGUUAGAAUCUCUGAACACGAGAAUGUCGCCCAACAUGAUACUAAAACUCGUCACUUGUCAUAUGAUCGCGACAAGAAUAAUUCACUCCCGAAGAUGUUGGAAGCAUGUAAGAGUUUAAGUAAUGUGAGGACCCUGUUUCUAAUCAAGGCAUAUUUAUAUGGACGCAGAGAGGGAAUUGAUACUUGUCGCUUACUAGCACAGUUGAAACGCUUACGUGUUUUGUCAUUUGCGUCAUUUGAAAUUGAUAUAUUGCCUGAUUCAAUUGGUGACUUGAUCCACUUGCGUUAUUUGAAUCUCUCUAACACACGUGUGGUGACAUUACCCGAGUCCUUGAAUAAUUUGUACAAUUUACAAACAUUGAAGUUGAGAGAGUGUAAUAAACUUAAAAAGCUUCCCUCCAACAUGCAAAAUCUUGUGAAUCUGCGUCAUCUUGAUAUUGUGAGCACUGAUUUAGAAGAGAUGCCAAAAAAGAUGAGCGAAUUAAAAGAUUUGCAAUUUUUAAGUUCCUAUAUUGCGGGCAAACAUGAAGAGAAUGGGAUUGGAGAAUUGGGAGAGCUAGCACAUCUUCAUGGCUCAUUUCGUCUUAAGAAACUAGAGAAUGUAAAGAAUAGUGGUGAAGCAUCGAAUGCAAGGAUGGAUGAAAAAAUACACCUGAAUGCUUUAUAUUUGUGGUGGUCAUGGUCAUCAUUUAAUGAAAGUGAGGUUUAUGAUUCCCAAAGUGAAAAAGAUGUACUUGACAAAUUACGUCCUCACAAAGACUUGAAGGAGCUAUCCAUCAGUUGUUACAGAGGUACGAUGUUUCCGGAUUGGGUAGGGCAGUCUUCGUACCACAACAUGACUUGGUUGAAGCUGAGUGCAUGCAAGAAUUGUUGGGUGCUUCCUUCACUUGGACAGUUACCCUCUCUAACGAGAUUGGAGAUUUCAGAAUUUGAUAUGGUGAAGAAGAUUGGUGGUGAAUUCUAUAAGGCUGAUGCAACUCAUCGUCAUCCGGAGAAACCCUUUCGAUCCCUUAAAUAUGUAUCAUUUCGUCAUAUGCGUUGCUUGGAGGAAUGGGAGUCAUAUGAAUGUAAUGAUGAUGAUGAUGCACCAUUUCCUCAACUCGAGAAGCUUGUUUUAAAGAACUGUCCAAAGUUAAGAGGAGAUUUGCCCACUUUCCUUCCAUCUUUGAAAUCACUUGUCAUUGAAAAGUGUGAGGAGCUUGGUUGUUAUCUGCCAAGAGCUCCCAUCAUAAGCGAAUUAAGAAUACAUGGCACACAGGAAGCAAGAAUGCGGGACCUACCACUUUCACUGCAACGUCUAAGAAUCAGAGGAAACCAGCUUGUGGAGUAUGUGUUUGAGGCCAUGAGCCACACCCAACCAACCUCUCUCAUAGACCUACACAUCUCAGAGUGCUCAUCAGCCAUAUCAUUUCCAGGGGAUUCUUUGCCCCCUUCAUUGGAAUAUCUAGGCAUCUUCAAUUGCAUGAAUGUAGAAUUCCCAAUGCAACACCAACAACAUGACUCACUAACGAGUCUUAGAAUAGACAACAGCUGCCAUUCACUUACAUCCUUCGCAUUGCCAGCGUUCCCAAAUCUCAAGAAUCUGACAAUCGCAAACCGUGAAAAUUUGACAUCUCUGGGAAACAUAAGGCUGCCUGCCUCUUUAAGGAAACUCUUGAUCGAUAACUGUCCGUUGUUGGGUGAAGGCAUAGAGAGGAAGGACCCCCACAUUUGGCCAUCCAUUUCCCACAUCCCCCACAUUCAAGUUGAUCACACAAAGAUCCUCAAUGACUCAACAUCUUAAAAGAGGGACAUUUAAUGAUUCUUUUGGAACUUGUCAAUUUAAUGCAGUUCAGUUGUGUACCUCCAUUCUUUAAUGUUGAAAGCUGGGCUGAGUGGCUGAUAUGAUGAUCUCAAAACAAUGUUGCUCAACUCAAGGAAGAUAUGAAUUCGGAGGCAUGUCUUUGACAAGAAACAAAUUGGAGCAAGUUGGAGUGAACACAAUUUGGAGAGCAAGCUAACCUGGUCAAGAAUUCAUGGAAGACAUCAUCCUUGUAUAAAAUCAAAAGAAGAAAUGGAAGACAUCAUCCAUGUUUUCCCUUUAUACCAAUCUUAUCCAUGAUUUUUGCACUGAUCUUUUUACCAACACAUCUCAAUUAUUUCAUUGGAACCUCAAAUUUCAAAUCAACAACACCACAAGAAGGGAAAAAACAUCUCCAUUUCCAAAACCAUAUCCAAUUAUUAGCACAUUCAAAAUGCAAAGGAACACUCUACCCUGAUCUCUGUGUCUCAGCCUUAUCCACAUUCCCAAACCGUGAAACAAAAACAAUGCCACAAAUAAUCUCCAAAGUAGUCAACCACACAGUCCAUGAGGUCAAAUCUUCAUCCAACAACUACACCACCAUAAUCAAGAAUCUCCAAAACACUCUCAACACCAUUGAGGAAAGAGCCUUAGAUGUCUCAAACUCUUUGAUGACACCAUAGUAGAACUCAACACCACCAUUCUUGAUCUCUCAAAAAAUCCAUCAUCAUCAUCAUCAUCUUCCAACCAAGAUUUAUUGCAUUUUCUUCAUGUAUAGGGACAUCUACUGAUUCCUCUGGGACUUGUCAAUUUAUUGCAUUUGGGUGCUUGUAAGGAUGCUUCUCUCUCUCUCUAAGCUCUCUAUUUGGAAUUUGGAUUUAACCUUAGAAAGAUCUUAAAAGUUUUGUAUGUGGCAAUUCUUUUCUGGUUGAGUACAUGGACAAGGAGCUACACAUUCUUGUCUCAGACAGGAACUUCAAGCUGGGCCACUCUUAGAGCAUGGUUAAAGUUGGUUAUUUGGAGCAAGUAAUGCUGAAAGCUAGGCUGAGUAGCUGAUAUGGUGAUCUCAAAAUAAUGUUGCUCAACUCAAGGAAGAAAUGAAUUCUGAGGCAUGUCUUUUGACUACUUUUGCGCUAUGCCUUGACUCAUACCCAAAUCUAAGGCCUUUCAUUACCUUUCCUGGUGUUGCUCUUGCUUGCUUGCUUGUGGUCGUGGCCCUUGCUGGUUUUGCAAGAAACAAAUUGGAGCAAGCUGGACUAAGCACAAUUUGGAGAGCAAAGGAGCCUGAGCAAGAAUGAUUUCAUGAGGUGCGGUCUCUGCAUCAAUGCGAAAGCAGAAUUCAUGGAAGACAUCAUUCUCAUACAAAAUCAAAAGAAGAAAUGGAUGAUGUAGAACAGAAUUUUGCAAGGACAGAUAAGAAGCAGCCUGUCAAAAAUAGGCAGAAAGUGUACAAACUUUGCAACGUUCAAAGUAAAAAAGGGAAAACUUAGUUUUAUAUUUUGAUUGAUAUUGUGCAAUUACCUUUUUUUCUUAAGAGUUUUCAUGUCUUCAUCAUUUCAUUCAAUUUAAGGAUAGCUGAUAUGAGUUAAGUAUAUUCAUCAGAAAGAGAGAGCUUAGAGAGUGAGAAUAAAUUUCUGCAAUGAAAAAGGCCAAAGAGCUAGGAUGUGAGAACAUCGAGAAAAAGCCAUGAGUGGCAUUUGAGAUAUUUGAUUUUGUAUUUGGCUUGAAUUGGUAUUUGUAACUUGAAUUUGUAUAUAGUGAAAAAUUCUACCAUUUGUUGUGGUAGAGACUGGAUGUAGAUCCCAUUUUGGGAUUGAACCAGGAUAUAUUGUGAUGUUCAUCUUCUCUAUUACAGCUUUCAUUCACAAUAUCGUUAUAACAGUCAUCUUCACAUUUUUCUGCAAAA
Arachis stenosperma is the source of this 5325-nucleotide messenger RNA. RefSeq names its product putative disease resistance RPP13-like protein 1. Bases 90 to 3422 code for a protein of 1110 amino acids. NCBI's taxonomy places the organism in Eukaryota, Viridiplantae, Streptophyta, Magnoliopsida, Fabales, Fabaceae. Gene Ontology annotation, biological process: defense response to other organism. Gene Ontology annotation, molecular function: ADP binding. The record is from RefSeq and is a predicted model, not a curated record. The transcript is spliced from 8 exons.